Molecule: messenger RNA, 9713 nt
Organism: Patiria miniata (bat star)
Lineage: Eukaryota; Metazoa; Echinodermata; Asteroidea; Valvatida; Asterinidae
Product: myocyte-specific enhancer factor 2C-like
Exons: 10
Coding region: 668-2224 (518 amino acids)
Biological process (GO): positive regulation of transcription by RNA polymerase II
Molecular function (GO): protein dimerization activity; DNA-binding transcription factor activity, RNA polymerase II-specific; RNA polymerase II cis-regulatory region sequence-specific DNA binding
Source: RefSeq, a predicted model, not a curated record
AGCUUUAGCAUGCAUCAUGUGGCAGGCCGUGAAUUCUACGAGUUGCAAGCAACUGUGUUGUAGUAGUAGCAGCAGAAGGCAGAACACUUCACGCACACACUCACUGUGUUUUUAGGAACUCUAUAGUGGUUGGUGCAUCUACUGUAUAGCAGUCCGUAGUCCGCACUUCUAGUCUACAUUUAUAUUCGAGGAAACUUGUCCGGGAACAUGCCGUACACUUGCUGAGCGGGGAGCACAUUUGAGGACAUGCAAAAGUCGGACGACACACAGAUGUUGACAGCAAUUGGCCAGCCCUCUCUUUCAAAUUGGUUGAUAUCUCCUGCUUGUCGGCGCUCAAGAUAAAUCUGGCUGUUUGGGAGUUAUAAAUACACGCACUGAGAUCUGUAUCACGGUCAGUGAUAUAGCUUCACACAUGAACUGAUGCUUAUUUCUGAAUCACGACCGUCCAGUCAAGUUCAACGCGUACAUUCUUUGGCGCAGAUGAUCUGGGACAUGUGAACAAGUGCACCAGACUAUCUGGUCAUUAUUUUGAAAGAUUAAUUAACAGACUACCAGUACUCCACAUAAGGUGCGUUCCUUCAUCCAGGAUAUACAGAGAGUGACAGAUACUCAGCAAAACCCCCGACAGUCACGGCGAUAGACACUGGGAGACACACAGAGAGCCAAGAUGGGGCGUAAGAAAAUACAGAUAUCAAGGAUAAAUGAUGAGAGAAAUAGACAGGUCACCUUCACGAAGAGGAAAUUUGGCCUGAUGAAGAAGGCGUACGAGCUCAGCGUGCUCUGCGACUGCGAGAUCGCGCUGAUCAUCUUCAACAGCAGCAACAAGCUGUUCCAGUACGCCAGCACAGACAUGGACAAAGUCCUGCUGAAAUACACCGAGUACAACGAACCACACGAAAGCAAGACCAACCAAGAAAUCAUUGAGUUGCUGAACAAGAAAGAAAACAAAGGCUGUGAUAGUCCGGACCAAGACGUAGAGGGCUACAACUGCACGUUGACACCGCGCACAGAGGCCAAAUACAGCAAAAUCAAUGAGGAAUUUGACCGAAUGAUGAACGGAAACAUGUCAAGGGGUCAAGCGAUGGCCAACAACUACCCAAACUCCAUGCCCGUGGCAAUCCCCAUUUCUGAGCAGCAGCAGCAGCAGCAUCAACAACAGCAGCAGCAGCAGCAAGCACACCAGCACCAGCAGAUGACGCACAUCUACAACAACAGCCCGCCCAGCCAGCCCACGCUGGUCAGCAGCCCCCAGCUGAUGCAGCCGCCUGCCACGGCUCCCCGACAGAGCCUGAGCCCCCAGCCCCCGAUGUCACGGAUCAGUCUCAGCCCGCAACCACAACAACAGCAGCAGCAGCAGCACCAUCACAGUCCACACAUGAGGACCAGUCUAAGUCCACAGCCUAGCAUGAUGAGGAAUACCAUCUCGCCUCAACCGCCUCGUCCUGCCAGCACAGGGUGCUUGGUGAGCGUUAGCGAGGACCCCGACAAAACAAACAGCAGAGACAAGACAGACUCCGAGCAACGAGAAGGAGGUAACACGUAUCUGGGACCUCCACACAGCUCCGGUGUCAUGAGUCCCAUAUCACCCAACAGUGGCACCAACAACAACCUCCCACUGAAAUCCAUGAACAAGCAGCAGUUCACGCAUCGACAUGGGCUCAAGGUUGUCAUACCCACGUCAAGACCCGGCCUGCAAAACAAUAUUGGAAUCUCUUUAAAUCAGUCGUUAGCCACACCCACUGUGUCAUUAACCACGCCCAGUAAUCCGCACGGCGUAAUACCAAACUACCCAUCAGCCCUACCGACAGGAUACCACACAGGAACCGAGUUCCAGUUGACAAGUGCCGACCUCAAUCAGAUCAACUUCAAUUCGCCCAGUGGGCUCACGAUGCCCAACUGGCACACCCAGUCCACCCAGGCAGGACCACUCACGGCGGCGAUACAGGCCGCAGGAAUCACGGGCCAUCCACUGAGUGUAUCCACGUCAUCCAUGCCGGUCCAGAACUCCUUCACCACCCCGACGUCCAUCAAAUGCGAGCCCCUGUCGCCCCCGAGGGACCGCAAGCUCAACCCCCAGAUGAUGCCCAACCAGCCCAGUACCUCGCCGGGGCCGGCUGACCCCAACGGUUCACCCCAGUACAGCGAUCACGGCGGGCGCGCCUUAGUGGAUAAAGACCUCCCGCCUUCCAAACGGCCCAGAAUAUCGGAGGCGUGGGUCCGGUGAACAGGUCUCCGAUGUUUUUAAUUUUUUCCUUCUCUGGCCUUUUACCAAAUUUAGUUCCUUUGUUUUAUAAAGGCAAUCACCUCCAUUUUUGAGGAAGUCUUAUUUUGUUUUUUCUUAAUGACAAGGGGCCACUAAUUUGCAGUGGAAGAAGAGCAUGUGUAUACUUCAAAGCUGUAGGUUUGUUCCAGUCUUUUAUUAUUAACCAAUAUAUUAUUAUCUGUAAUGUCACUAUAAACUAAAUAGUGCAUUUAAACCAUGAACCGUAUCACGACUAGUGGGGAGGGGGGGGGGGGCACAGUGUUUCUCUCCCCCCCCCCCUCCGAAACUUCUUGUAAUAACUCUGGAACCUUUAGCUGAUCAGCACGAAAUUUGGUGACUUUUCUUAACUUCAGGGGUCAAUAUGAUUCCAUACAAAUUAUGUAGUGUUGACAGCUCAGUUUACGUGGCAGCAAAAGUUAUAAGCCCUUCUGGCAUUACGGGAUGUUCUAUAAUUGUUUUUCCUCAAUUUUUUUAAAGACUAAUCUCUUACAAAAAGAAACCUACAGCUUCUGAAUGUGUAUUAACACAGAUCUCCAUUACUUCUACUGCAGUCCAUUCAAAUUAAAAACAAAACUUCCUAGUUUAGGAGGGGUGGGGGUGACUUUAACCCCCCCAAAAAAGAAAGUUACUGCCCAGAUUUUCUUCCAAAAGGCUGAAGAUGCUGUAAAGUAUUUGUUCGUAUACAUUUUGUAAUCUUGGGUUGUCGUGUUUUUUUAGUAAACGGAGUGCACGUAACGCACUUUGUGUGGAUAUCUCUGUGUUAACGUAUAUCUGCACAAGUUGUCUGUCAGUGGGGUAUUGUUUUUGACGUCAGUACAGAAAUACAGCUGCACAGUGCACGCGACCAAUAUCUUCUCAAGCACCCCUUUCCACCCCUCAGAAACUAAAAUUAUUAAACAGAAUGUCUUGUAAGAAUGGAGUGUGUUACCCGUUUUCUUUUCUUGUUUUGUCUCGUACUUUGAGUUUGUCUUGUGGCUGUGCCAUUGUAACAAGAGAAUUGAUUUUUGGUGUUUUUGUUCCUUUGUGAUGUGAUUCAAAUUUGUAUUGACUUAAAAAAUAAAAAAAAAACGAUUAUUUUUUAGAAAAAGAUGUUUAUACACAAAACAAUUGGGGGCUGGGCCCCAACAGAAUUCUUUGCUUUGUGUGGACUAGCAUAGAGAUGUAUUUAAUCACAAGCGAAAUAUUUUAUUUUUGUUGAAAUUUGCAAAAAAAAGCUGUAAAUUAGGCUUUUAAUACAGAUGUAUACAAAUUGUUUCUCUAGAUUUGCAACAACUCUCUUGAAAACCUUUUGCGUUGAAUCAGUGAUUUAUCCAAUAUUUGCAAUGAGUUCUGUAAAGGUUAAUUCCUUUUUCCAAUUUUGACUUGCUUUUUCCUUAUUUAGAACCAACUGACGUAAGCAAGGGUGAGAUUUGUCAAGAUUUUGUUCCUAAUUUCAGGACUUUUCAUCGGGAAUUCUUCCGAUUUCAGGAUUUUGAAAGAGUCCCUUUUUAAUCUGUAAUCCCUGAGGGUUUUACCGUAAAGGUGUUUUUACCUUUCAAAGUUUAAUAGAACCCCCCAAAAAUUGGAUAUUUUAAGAGAUGCCUUUAGGCAAAGUACAAACAUAUACCACAGACCCUACGUUGCCCUGCUGCCCCAGGGAACCUCAAACCCUUCGCUGAUUAUUUUGUGGAUUUUUCAUUCGAUUAAAAAUUGAAGAACAUAUAUGAUCCUUAUUUGGAGUCAAAAUUUUUUCCUUGAAAGCACAGAAAUGUCCAGCCUUUUCAUAGAAUGAAAUAACUUGGGUUGCCCAAUAUUUGCAUAAAUACCUAUAAAUACAUGCAAAUAUUUAGAUUCUAUUCAUGAGCACAAUGUAGCUCUCGUUAAACUACGUGUAUAAUGUAUGACCCUCGCGCCAAAUAUCUGUUCUUCUUUCCUUCUUUUUUCUCUCCAAAUAUUGGAGUAUUCUGUUCAGCAGUUUGUGAAUAGCGCAUCUUUUUGUUUUUUGGAUUGAGUAUACAUGUACAUGUAUCUUGUAGACUUUCUGUUCCAUUGACUUAAUGUGUUUUGUGUUACACAAGACGGUUAUUGAUGUAUAUUAUUUUGACUUUAAUAGCUAUUUUAGAUUUAUAUUUCAAAAAAAUGGAUGUUCUACUAUAUAAUUUGUGUGUAUAUAGCAUUCAAUUAACUUAACAGGACUAGGAUGCUGUUUUUGUAUACAAAGUAAUUAUUAAAAAAAACAAAAUAGCACACUAGUCAACUACUUUCUAUAAAAAAAAUAUAAAAAAAAUUAAUGAAAACUACAUUGAAAUAAAUGAUUUUUUUAAAAAAGACGAAUGAACUGGAAUAUGUUUUUUAAGAUCAGGGAAAAAGAUUGGUUUAUAAAGCAGCUGUAGAAAGAUAUGUGGUUUUCUUUAAAAAAAUACAAUUUCAGAUUGACAUGACUUUAAAUAUUCAACACUUCCAAAUGGGGAAAUAAUAUCUGUACAAAUGUAAUACAAAUGAAAGUGUAUAAGAAAAAAGGAAAAAGGAAACAUGAAAAUGUUACAAUAAGAAAAUCUGUAUAUGGGAUGUUGAACUUCACUAAAUGUGUUAUCUUUAUUUACAGUUAUUUCAAAGUAUAAUCCAUAUUAUUAUGGCUGUCAAGAAAGUUAUCCAAACGAUGUGCAAAGUAUUCUUUGCCCCCACCCCAAAAUAGGACUGCUUUGUUUGAAAUCAGAAAAAUCUUGAAACAUGCUAUCUCUGUAUCAAAACUUGUAAUGCACAUGUUAACUUCGGGUCAAUAGAAUACUGCAGCUAUUUUCUUACUAAAGCAUAGAUCUAAAACAAACUCAAAUCUAUUGAAAUUGUAUGUAUAUGUACAGUUCAAACAGGGGCAAGGUAUUCUGUGCCACACAAUCUACCGUUCAGAUAUAUAGCUGAUGAAUAUCUUACUCACAGAUCUUAUAUUAUAGUACUGAAUAUUUUUCUGGCAGUGGUGAUACACAAUUCUGUAAAUAGCUCCAUAUGGGAAUAUGUCAUUUGUCAUUCGGGUUUUGUGGUAACUGGCAUGGCUGGUACAAAUUUUUUUUUUUAACCCAGGGCUCAUGUCUAGGUCUGACAACAAAUAUCCAUUUAGCCCCGCCCACAGUGGGCAACAUGUCUAGGUCUGACAACAAAUAUCCAUUUAGCCCCGCCCACAGUGGGCAACAUGUCUAGGUCUGACAACAAAUAUCCAUUUAGCCCCACCCACAGUGGCAACAACUUGUGCAUCUCCAAUGCCACACUGCAUGUUCAAGCAACACAGGUCAUAUGCACAUGUAGUCUGGUUCCCAGACCAAAAGAUUCCGACUAUUCUGUGGUCAGGUAGCCGCAAGGGUUAAAAUAACAAAACUGACCAAAACUGGGCAGGAUCCUUUGCAAAAAUGUCCAAAUUUUGCCGAACAAAUUUCAUUGACACUUGGAUAUGUUCGCAACAGUGUAAAAUAGUUUCUAUUUUUCAACAAUAUACCUGUCAUGUUUGUUAUCGGUUUUGAAAAAAAAGUUCAUAAAUUCAGUGCUUGCAUUUAAAAAGAUGCAAUGCCAGGUAUAUUAGCAAGAAUCUGUAUUAAAUGUCCAGUGUGCAGACGUUGUGUCUCGUGCGAGGGCUGUUGGGCUGUGCUGUGUUAUCUUCUAGUUUUGAAUGUUGUGCUUACCUGACCUAAGAUUUUGUCAGAAUGGUUAGAAUCAUUUGGUCUGGGAACCAGACUAACGCACAUGUCAUCCUUGUGCACGCAUGUCAGACAUCAGUCACCGCUGUAAUUGGUCAAAACAUUGGAAGGGGCUUCAUUGAACCCUCUCUGUAAAAUCUGUACAGUUGCUGUAAAAUGGAGGCUCUGUUGUGCGCUUAGCAGUGCCAUGAGACUGGGCCAAGGUGGUUUUACUUGUUAAAAGCUGUCACUACUAUUCACGUGCCACACACCCAGCACCUUGUCGUAACCCCCUGUUCUUCCUUUUCACUGGUUCUCUGUUCUCCCUCUCCCUUCGUCCCACCCAAGUUGACCAGAGACUUAAUAAUGUCACACCAUGUUUCAUUGCGUAACAUUCUUAGAGCCAGGUGGGGGACUCGCGAUUGUGUCAUGAAUUUUCAUGAUUGGAAUAUUGUCCCUAUCUGUAGCAUGCGACAAACACCAGAACUACAGUUUUGCAAGUUCCCAUCACAGACUUUGGGCAGAGCAUUCUGUCUGGAACGUUGCGGUCCCCUAUUCUUUUCAGAACUGCAUAUGGUGCAACCGCAUACUUUACUCUAAUUGCUGACUUUACCAUGCAACCCUUCAAAUCUUAUUGAAAGCAACAGGAGUGGGGUGAUCAAAAUUAGAACUAAACUUCCAAAACAACCCUCAAAAUGACGACCGUUUGCGGUCUCAAUUUCAUCAAUAUACCCCACAAAUACCAAACGAAGAACCCAACAAUCUGUGUGGUGGUCUGCACCUGGCUCCCACAAUGCAUUGCGAAAAACAAACAAAGUGUAACAUCAUCACACCUCCGAUCUAUUCCUCCACACAGCUGCCGCUUUCUUUACAAGCUUGUACAAAAAUGCUUUAUCUAAAAAUACACUUCAGUAAUAAUGACUGCAUCAGUUAAACGCCCGUAUAUAUUGUGUAUUGGUAUUUCCUUAACAGUUGUAUAACGACAUUUUAAAGACAAAAAUCUGGACCAUUUUAUUAAUCCAAUCCCUAUUUUCUGUACAAACAUUCUUUUGCUUGACCAACGGUGGAAUAUCGCGAUUCUGUACAUACUCUGAAAAAAAAAGUAUUUUAAUUGUGCAUGUACUUUAAUACAGAAGUAUUUUGCUUUGGUUUUUGAAUAAAGCAAGUCCUAUAGAUGAUAUUUUCUUUUCGGUUUUUAAUAGUUUGAUUUUGCAUUGUGUAACACAGGUCAUUUUGUGUUUGUUAAGAAGUAGGACUUUACAAAAUCUACAUUUCCCUCCCAAAAACCCCAACAAUCAAUAUUUGGUUUCAAAGCAACUUAGAAAGACAAUUAAAAAAAAAGAACAUUGCCUUUGGUUUCUUAAACUGCAUUCUGUGGCUGUAAUUUCAAUUGAUUCCAAAGCAGUUUCAGUAAAUUGAAAAGGUUUUUUUUGUAAACAUGACCUUUUUUUUCCUCGUAAAACAUUGUUUUAUUAAAACCUUGAUACGAUUGUCAUAUUUUCUACUAAGUAAAAUUACGUUAUGUCCAAAAUGAUUUCUGAAGGUUAAUGCAAUGAAAAGUGGUUGAAGUAAGUGUGCAGUGAAUUCUGGCGAAUAUGUUACCUGCUCUGAGAAACUGGAAAGAACAUUGUUUAAAAACUUGACAAUUUGUUGGCUUUUUGCUUAAACAAAAAACUAAGAACUCCCCUUUUGAAAGACACAUAUGUUAAUAAAAUAGAACAUGCCACUGAGAAGUUGCCAGCAACAGUUCAUACUGUACAGUUUGUCCAAAAAAAACCACCUGUUUAUGGGAUUAAAAAAAAAACAUAACUACAGUUUUAAAAGGCCUAAAUCAGUUAAACCACACCUAAGACCAAUUCCACAUUUUAAAAAACCUCUGUUUUCAAAGAGCACGUUACAUAACAUGGCAGGAGUCAAUGGUACAUUCACAUCAGCUGCCUAUGAUGGAAACCAGCAAAGACCGAAAACCAGUCUUCUAUCGUUACCAAUCAAAAGAAAGUGAUGAAAAUCAAAACAUCGAAAUUGUGAUGGUUGAGCUUGAAAUUCAAAAGAUUCCAUUCAAAAUGUAAUGUGACAAUUAUCAGCUGUUGACUUUUAUAUAAUUUUGUGAACUUAUCCUGUUUUUUUAAGGAAAGUUCAAAUUUAAGCUCGAUUGUUUUGUUUUUUUAAACCAAAGGUUUUUACAGGAGUGAUGUUGUUUUUGACCACGAAUGAUGAUUUGUACAUUUUAUUGUAAACUGGAAAUGCGAUGUGGGGUUAUUUUUAAAAAAAAAAGGGGGGGGGGGCUUUUUUCCCGAAAUUAUAAAUGACUGUUAAGUUAAAGAGACCAAAAUUAGGGCAAACUUUGUGCUUGCCAAGGGGAUUAAAUGUUGUUUACCCAUGGUGUUGAAUUAUAAAUUCAUGUCAUUGUAAAUAGUUUACAUUUCUCUUGUUUAAAUGUCACAAUCCUCUGUUUGUUCGACAUCUCAGUGUUUUUACUUUUUGGGGUUUUCAUUUUAUUGUUCCAUAUUUUGAGUUGCAAAAUUUGGUCAUGUGUUUUGGAGGUCACCAUAUAUUAUCUGUACAUCAUGUGUUAAUAUGUUGUAUGCAAAUUGAAAUGCCUGUACAAAAAAACAAAACAAAAAAGACAGAGCAAAAUUGUGUAGCACGUCUGUACAAUAAAACAGAUUUUGAAAGUAAAGCCAAGGCAAUUUGAGGCAUUUUCAUUGAGGAAAAAAGCAGGGAUCCCAAUAUCCGAAUAUCGUCUUUUUUUAAGGUAACCCAAAAAGGGUGAAGUAUGAAUAAUUGAAUAGAAAAAAGCAAACAUAUUUUUCUGCUAGGCUGUAAAUUUUUUCGUCAGCUCAUCUAAUUUGGAUAGGAUUAAUUUGAAAAAUAUGCCAACAAGCCAUCCUCAAAAACAGAAUAAUUCUCUGUCUGUUAGGUUUUUUUUCCUUUUUGUGAAAAGGAUAUCAAACAAGGCCUCAUUAAAUGCAAUUGAGCCAUAGAAGUUCAGAAAAUCGUGAAUUUCAGGUUUUUUCCUUGUUUUCUUUUUCGACCUUUAUUUGUGUGAUUCCUGUUUACCUCUUAGUGAACUGCCUUCAUUAAAUUGACGGCCCUACAUUCAAAAAAAGCUAAUCCUAUAUGUAUACAGAUAUUCUAUGUUAACAGGUUUGACACGUGUACAUUGAAAUGGAUUGUAAUAUUAAAAACAAUAUUUGAAAAUAAAGUAACUUCACUCUUGCUAUAUCAAGGGUGUCGAGGUUUAAUUUUGUACUGGCUUCAUUGUAUACUGUGUGAACAUUGAAACAAAGACACAAAUAUAAACACAUGAUUAUUUAUUAAGCUUGUAUUGUAUGUUAAUGCUACAAGUAACAAUGUUGAUAUGACUAUCGAGAAAAAAAACUUAAUGUAGCAAAAUUUUCAAAAAAAAUUAAAAACUAAAAACUAAAAAAAAAAUGUUGUUAUACCAUGAACUGACAACCUCUCCAUUAAAAUGCAUUAACAUUGUUAAUCAGAGGUUGUAAGUUGGUGGGUUCAGUGAAGAAAUGUGGAAAUAGGGAAGAGAAUGUUUAAACAAAAGUAAAUACAACUUUGUCAAAAAUACUUCCCAGUAUUAAUAUCAAAUAUGGAGAUAUAUAUAUUUUUGUUGGAUUUUUGAUGGGGUUCUAAGCAAAUUAGUGAGUUUUUUCAAUAGAAUUUCAAACAGCUUUGAAUGUUGACGUUAUACAUCUGCUUUUAAUUACCACUUGUUUGCCUACUUUGUACCAUAUUAAAAAAAAAUCACUUUGUGGAGUUAUUGAAGAAAAAAAUAUACAAAGUUUACCUCA